This is a messenger RNA of Melampsora larici-populina 98AG31, 2547 nucleotides long. RefSeq lists its product as uncharacterized. The transcript has 15 exons. Bases 1 to 2547 code for a protein of 848 amino acids. The record is from RefSeq and is a predicted model, not a curated record. NCBI's taxonomy places the organism in Eukaryota, Fungi, Basidiomycota, Pucciniomycetes, Pucciniales, Melampsoraceae.
AUGCCGUCAGCUCAGAAGCGUUUGAAGAAGGCCACAGGCACCCAAACAAGACCUCGGCGAUCUCGUCGUCAGCGUCGCGACCAGGAAUCUCCAGACCAUAGCACCGAUAGAGAAGAUGAAGAUACUUCUGAAGACAGCAAUGAAGGGGAUGAUACCGAUGAAGACAACCAGCAAGACAAAGAAGACCUCACUGUCGCCAACGUCGUACUUCCCACUUUAGCAAACUAUGCAACUUUAGGUGUUGAUUGGACUGAUGCUUAUUUAGAAAAAGUACUUGCCAGCCGCAAGAUUGGCUCAAACAACCGGCCUUCAGCCAAGAUCCUCCUGGAAGCUCAAGCUCUACAGGACAACUUCCAACGUUCACUCAAGAUGCUGAGUCUGGCUGGACAGAUCAGCUAUCCCACCUUGAAGGCAGCUCUGUUCCUUGGACCUAGCCAACGCGCUACCACAUUGUAUGAUACCUACCGAGCAUACAGUAAGAAGAACACACAAGAAACAGCUAAGCUAGUCAAUAUGAAUAAGGUAAAACGCCACUUCGAACGUCGAUCUCUUGGCAUGCCACAGAGUGCACAGAGUGAGAAAAAAAAGGUCGUCUUGAGGUUAGCGGUGUGGUCAAACAACUUCAUGCGCUGCACACUCAGUUUGACAUCGAAUUCCAUCUGCUUGUCUCCUCUUUCAACCCACGGACAAAACUCGCCAAAGCUCUCUGGAUGGACGAAUACACGUCAUGUGAUCGAUGGGCACAGAGGCCACUCAAUGCCCGCGGGAUGUUUUCACAAAAAAAAAGAGACAAAAAUCAGACCUCCUGCUGCCAAGGAGCAAACCCGAUUGCGCACUGAGCUAACCUCGCGUCUCAACCAGUUGGUUGAAACCCAACUUCCUUACCCACCCCGACCAGGAGUUGAUAUUCACCCUAAAGGGCCAAGAUGCGACUCGUUAUUAGCAGCAAAGAAAUUUCUUCAAGGAGUACGGCUCCAGGUUCAUCGCACUCAAGACUGCCAAAUCACCGAUGCAGUGCUCGAGAAAGGCGCUGCACCAGGGAACAUGAGUGUUCAACAGGUUCGACUAUGGCUGAAAGAGAUUGCCGAUUUACGCUAUACAGUCAUCCUGGCAAGUCCACCCCAAGCCUCUGCCUCUCUGAAGAAGUAUACAAACUGUUUGAAGAUAUGGGUCAAACACCGUGAGGACCCCGACCCAAGCCUGAUCAAGGGUCGGGUUGGGGAUUUCCCACAUUCACCAAGACCGAGUGAUUCAUCAACUUGUGUUCACCUUUCAUCACCAGCUCACCAUUCACGAGUUCAUCACCAACCAGUCCACGGUCGACCGAUCAAUCAGUCACCCAUCCAAUCAACCUUAUCUGGAACACAUCGCCACACAACUACCCAGCACCAUUUCAUUUAUAUGGCGUGUCCCCUUUGGAUAGUUAUGCCUGUUCCACCAAAGAUCAAGGUCAAGGUUGUCACAGAUCCCAAAACAGACCGAAAGACGAUGGACAAUUACGUUAAGGAGUUUGUAAUACGACACGGCUACAAAAUCACGAUCUCACACUCUACACAUGACGCGACCUGCAAAUUGUGUCAUUAUGACUGUCAUCAAGGCGGAAAUCCAGCCCGUCCCAAAAUCAAGCAGAUCGACAGCAACACUCCACCUUGCUCUACCGAAUCAGAAAAACCACAUGUCACCCGGUCCAUCAAGAUUCAGUGCCCUUUCCGUCUGACCGCCAAGCUUGAUGAGACUACUAACACCUGGGUUCUUCACCAUGUUCGAGUUGGUCACAAUCAUGGACCGGCGGACACAAUAGCUAACCCAAAAUCUGUAACACACCCUACUAUAGUUCAUCCGCCGGAAACCCACGAUCAUGGACCAGCGGACACAGAGGAAAACCAAAAUUCUGUAACACUCCCUACCAUAGUUUAUCCACCGGAGAUCCACAGUUGCGCAACCCGCAUUCAACAACUAUCACCAAGAAGGCAGAUUAUUGUAUUGGAGGAGGUCAACAAAAUUAUAGAUCAGCGCAGUGCCAUGCACUCGAUUACAAGUCCUCUCAUGGUCAAGGAUGCUUCUCUUGAUGAAGAAGAACUUGACCUAGCGCUCAAAUUUUUGAAUGCUUUGGAUGAAAGCGGUAGCGAGGGUGUAAUUGAGUGUAACAAUCCUACCUCUCCAGAUAAUGGACUCCUGGUCAAUGAUCAAGCUCAACUGGACAAAGAAAACCGGGCUCAACGUGAAGCAGAUGAGGAAAAAACCAACAAAAACACCUUGGUCCAAGCAAAGAUGGAUGCGAAUGAAAAAGCUGGUGAGCUCUCAGUGGAUCAAGCAGAAAGAAAUAUGGAGAAAGUCGAAAACAGAAUCGAGCCUUCCAAGACCAAGCGUACAGUAUCAAGGACUGCGAGCAAAGGACGAGCUACUCAGAAUAAGAAACUGGCUAAGUCUAAGGAUUCGCAUCCUCAAGCUGAAGAGAUGACCGUGUCUCGGACCACUCGUUCAAGAGCCCAAAGAAGUCCACGUGCAGCUCGAUCUAGUGGUCGCAUCAAACACAAGACUGCAUGA